CGCAGGUUCCUAUCACGCAUUCACCGGAGACACUGAGAUUCUGACAGCGCUGAUACGUUCGGCACGUCCAGGUCCACCCAUCAGCUUCACGUUCCGUGCAGUACGGGCGCGUUACGUGCCUGCAGCGUCUUGCCACGCCGGCGGAAGCACCGCAAAGGCCGCCCAAUAGCAGCUAUAACAGUCGCUCGUGCUAGCUGCCACCCUCUGCCUCUUGCCCCCUCCCAGUAUGUUUUCUGCGUGGGUACUGUGCGCGUCGCUGCUCCUGCCCUCGGCGGUCCUCGCCCAGUACGACUUGGUGAAGGAGUACGCAGGAGAGUCGUUCUUCGACGACUGGAACUUCUACAACCACUUCGACAAUCUCACCAACGGGAAUGUCAACUUUCUGGGGGACAUUGAUGCGUUCCAUGACAAACUGGCGUUUAUAAACGACGCAGGGAACGCCAUCAUGAAGGUCGACAACAGCUCCGUGCUCAAGUUUAACCAAAACCGGAACUCGCUGCGCAUAUCCACCAAGGACCAGUUCACCGUGGGAUCCGUCUGGGUCGCCGACCUCCGCCACGUGCCGUACGGGUGCUCCGUGUGGGGCGCCUUCUGGUCGUCCGCGCCGACGUGGCCCGUGGGCGGCGAGAUUGACACUUUCGAGGCGGUGAACCAGGACUACUACAGCCAUAUGGGUCUGCACACGAACCCGGGCUGCACGCACGCCAGCGACGCCGUGCAGUCGAGCACGCUGAUCAACUCCACGGACUGUUCGGUCCAGUCGAACGGCAACCAAGGCUGUAUCAUCUCGAAUCCCACGCCCGCAUCGUACGGCGCAGAUUUCGCCAACUCGGGCGGUGGCGUGUACGUUACCGAGUUCGCGAUUGACGGCAUCUCCAUCUGGUACUUCAACCGCACCUCGAUCCCGAGCCAGCUGCAAGGCAACGUGACGAGCGUCGACACCUCGACGCUCGGCAUCCCUGUGGCGAACUGGCCGGCGUCCGACUGCUCCGUGAACGCGUUCUUCCAGCCGCAGGAGCUCGUCUUCGACAUUACGUUAUGCGGAGACUACGCCGGCGCAUCGAGCGUGUUCUACCAGACGUGCACCGGCGUGUGCUACGACGACUGGGUCCUCGGAGAUCCGUCCAAGUACGAUACGGCCUACUUUGAGGUGUCGUAUGUGAGAGUGUACGGGCAGCCCGGGGAGCUCACCGUGCUCCAACCGUCGGGCGGCCGUCGAUCCGCGGAGGCGCGCUGGGCGGCGGCGUUGCUGCUGGCUGUGGGAAGCCUCUUUGCUCUUGUGCAGAUCUUUUGAGUAGACCUCCUGCUUGUUGGGCACGCCUCACCCCUCCUUCGCAUUUCUGUAUCCACUACUUACCUCACUGGCCUAGCGUCGCGUCGCGCUCUUUAUGGACACUGCCACCCUUAUACUAGACGACUCGUUGUAUACCACCGCUUCGGCAAACGAACUGGCAACAU
Trametes versicolor FP-101664 SS1 is the source of this 1458-nucleotide messenger RNA. RefSeq lists its product as uncharacterized. Gene Ontology annotation, molecular function: hydrolase activity, hydrolyzing O-glycosyl compounds. The coding region runs from base 227 to 1294 and encodes 355 amino acids. The record is from RefSeq and is a predicted model, not a curated record. Lineage: Eukaryota; Fungi; Basidiomycota; Agaricomycetes; Polyporales; Polyporaceae. The transcript is spliced from 10 exons. Gene Ontology annotation, biological process: glucan catabolic process.